AUGUAUUAUUAUCCUCAAGAUCGCACUGCCCCGCCGAAGCCAACAUUCUUGGUAUUCACGCUGCUUCCUCCAGAUGCCGGAAAUUUUCCGGCUUCUCCGUGCUACAUCGUGGGAGUACUUCGUCGUGGAGAGGUUCCCAUCAGCCGCCACACUAUCAGUUUCUUCAAAAUCCCUGAGAAAGAGCCUCCGAAACAAUGCCCUGAACCUCCUGAACUUCCGACUCAACAUAAAGUCGCGACUCCUCUUCCUCCUGAACGGCUUGAGCCUCCUGAACUUCCCCAUUAUAAAGUCACGGUUCCUCUUCCUCCCAAACGGUUUGAGCUGUUCACCUUUUCGGUGUCCCUUUUUCCUAGUCAGCCGGACCCAAAACCUCUUCACGACUUCGGUGAAAUCACAAUCAGCACCACCCAGGGAGUGUCCGAGCUGUGGCUGAAUGCCAGAGAACUCACCAGCUGGAUCACAUCGGCCCAAUCGCGCGACGGUGUUAGUGUUGCAUGCACCACGGACUACCCAUCGUUGUUGACAAUCAACCUGCCAGAACCUCCACUGGCAUUACCAGCAUCUCAACUCACGAUUUCGCGGGCUGACGACGAGGACUGCCGAACCCUCCCACAUGACUUGUCACGCCUUCAGGAGAUCGCCGAGUGCGAACGCAAUGCCCAGUCUGAGCUGUUCGGAGUGGUACAGCAACUUUACAAUGAACUCUCAUCGAUGCUCUCUCGCGCCACGCCGCAGCCGACAAUGCCAAUGCUCCCCGCUGGAGCGCAGACCCCGAUAGUCCCUGAGGCAGGCGUGAUCCCACCCAAGAGCGCCGCCCGGCUCAAGAGCAAUAGUAUGGACAAGAAGGCUAAAACAAUCAAGAAAGGGCCAAAGGGGAUUUUUCUCAGCUCGGACACUGGCUAG
Messenger RNA from Microdochium trichocladiopsis, 903 nucleotides. RefSeq lists its product as uncharacterized. Lineage: Eukaryota; Fungi; Ascomycota; Sordariomycetes; Xylariales; Microdochiaceae. The transcript has a single exon. The record is from RefSeq and is a predicted model, not a curated record. Bases 1 to 903 code for a protein of 300 amino acids.